AUGCCGCACAAGAUUGAGCCUGCCAGGGUCGGUGCCUGGGACGCUGAAUUCCUGUCGAAAGACGGCGACGAUUGCAUUGUCGACUCUGUCCAGGCUACAUCCAUUGCCGCCAGUCUGAGACCAGGGGCGGGUAUUCAUCGCUUCGACUCCAUCAAAGUCUUUUCGGAAGGAGGCAGGACGAUGUCAACGUGCAAAGUUCCUACUACACCCUCAGUCGACGCGGCUCUUUCAUUGUUGUGGAGCACAGCACUGUCAAAACCCGGCAAAAGUGUUACGAAGUUCUUGCUUCCUCCAGGCGAUGGCUACAUUGUCAGGAGUGACCUCAUGGACUUUUCUCUGAAGCUAUGUCCGGCGUUCACUACAGUCCAAGGCUUCGUCCAGCCUGCACAACAAAUCACGGGAGCUCGACUCGCAGAGGGAGAAAAGAGACCGCGGAAACUACUUCGAUCAAGUGUUGGAGUAGCCACUGUGGCAGACGACGCGGAUCCUCAGGCUGCGCAGAACGAGUUCCAGGCCCGUCUGUCCUGGCCAUGGACUAUUCUCACUCCCAUCAAACACACCCGCAUAGCUCUCAUUGAAGAGUCGCGCAGGGAGGUCUUCUGUAAAGAGUUCUAUACUGCAGCCCGAGCAAUGGCGAUCUCAGUGGUCAUACUGGACGAACCAGGGCAUUGGGCUGAAGACGACAAUGGAUCUGGUGCAAAGUAUCGUGAGCAUUUCGUGCCAUUCGUCAGAGGUGGUUGCCCAGUCGACGAGCUACCUGGCCGCAUCGUGGACACCAUCCGUGGCCUGCCGUACAAGAUUGACGGUGUUAUGGCAUUGUAUGACAUGCUUAUGCCUGCAGUUGCUCAGGCCGCGGAAACGCUCGGCCUACCGACACUAGGAAGUGCGGCAUACCUUGCCAGUACCGACAAGUACGAGACGCGAAAGCUGGCUCCAGUAUCUACUGUCAUGAAAGUGGAAAGCCUCGACGAUCUGGAGUCACAGCUGAAGACUCUGUCGCAACCUCUACAGUAUCCGCUCAUCGUGAAGCCGACUCGAAGCCAUGCAGCAAGAGGGGUGGAGCGUGUCAACAAGGAAGAAGAUCUCCGUGAGGCGCUGCGAAACUCGUUCGCAUGUCAGUCCCAGGAGCACGACAGGGUGGGCGUCAGCUUCGACACAUCGUCAGUUAUUGUGGAGACAUAUUGCGAUGGGCCAGAGGUAGAUGUCAACAUGAUGCUCUGGAAUGGCGAAGUACUACAUGCAGAAGUCGUCGACAAUUUCCAAAAGCAUGGCGAGGCUGUGACGCAGAGCUUCGGCAGCUUUGGCUCGUCUAGCCCCUCGGCUUUGCCAGAGGAUGAGGUCGAGAUGCUCAAGCGCGACAUGGCGGAUAUCGUGCGGAGGCUGGGUCUUCACAGCGGAGUGAUCCAUGCUGAAGCAAGAGUCCACAACUCAGCGUACAAGAUCUCCGAGGACAAGAUCGGCGUUCGACCACGAAAAGAGCCAAAAGUCGGACCUAGCGGGACGUUCUUACUCGAAGUCAAUCCGCGCUUCGCAGGCUGGUUCGAAGCCGUGCUGUCCAGCUACGUCUUCGGCAUCGACUACUUCGCCGGCUACCUCAUGCAAUGCAUUGGCGACGAGGCACGUUUCAGAGCUCUUGCACAUGGAUUUGGCAAUGCUCCUACCUAUCACUACACCUGGCUGCCACAAAAGAUCGAGACGGAUGGCAGUGGUAUCAUGCCAAACGAACUCGGCCUGGAGGCUUUGGGCAUCGCUGAUACAUAUGCGACACAUCGGUACUUCUGGAAGCCUGGUGAUGUUGUACCUCCGAGGAACAAGAGACCUGCUCCGGGCGCAGGCUUUAUGAUGUUGAGGUCGGAUGUCAGCGCUCAAGAUGCUUGGCGAACUUGGGCGAAGGCUCGACAGGGCCUUGAGAUCCAUCUUGAGUAA
Molecule: messenger RNA, 1926 nt
Organism: Recurvomyces mirabilis
Lineage: Eukaryota; Fungi; Ascomycota; Dothideomycetes; Mycosphaerellales; Teratosphaeriaceae
Exons: 3
Coding region: 1-1926 (641 amino acids)
Molecular function (GO): metal ion binding; ATP binding
Source: RefSeq, a predicted model, not a curated record